Erpetoichthys calabaricus (reedfish) is the source of this 2938-nucleotide messenger RNA. RefSeq names its product zinc finger and BTB domain containing 37 (gene zbtb37). Bases 1079 to 2611 code for a protein of 510 amino acids. Gene Ontology annotation, biological process: regulation of transcription by RNA polymerase II. NCBI's taxonomy places the organism in Eukaryota, Metazoa, Chordata, Cladistia, Polypteriformes, Polypteridae. The transcript has 4 exons. The record is from RefSeq and is a predicted model, not a curated record. Gene Ontology annotation, molecular function: protein binding; DNA-binding transcription factor activity, RNA polymerase II-specific; RNA polymerase II cis-regulatory region sequence-specific DNA binding.
CAAUGAGUAGCUAUGUAAACAGACCCUCAGGGGCCUCCUCCCAGUUUGGGGCCCCAGACAAUUUCCUGCCUUGCCUGUCCUGUCACUACGCCUCUGGUGACACUGGCCAUGACCAAUCAGUGAAUCCUGGAUCACCAUGACCAUCAUGAGAGCCCCACCAAUUCAGCUCAUGAUCCACAUUCAACAACAGAUCCAGAGAAAUGUAAUGGGAAAUGUCACAGUGGGUUACCAGAGCCUGCAAUAAAAAUGGAAAUACAACGGGCACCAACCCUAAACUGGACCUUCGUGCAUAUUUAUUAAUGAAAAAGUGACGUGUGAGUUGCUGCUUUCACAGCAGACACGCAAUGGGACACGCCGUCGGCCACUCUCUGGUUCCUGGGUUAAGGGGGACUCGGCAGAAGUGGGUGAUAGGGACUGCGAAUCAGGCACACUUCGGAAUGAAGACUGCAACUCCCAGAAGCCCCUUCGUGGAGCCUGAAGCAGUGCCUUAUGGGAGUUUGUGUCCCUCCUCACAUUUGCUGUGCCGGUUCUCCGCGCGUCACUUUCUUCAAAAAACACCAAAUCCCAAACGCGCUCGACGGCAGCUGCACUCGAGGCCCCUCCCUGGUAAUGGACGAGCAUGAGCGACUAUUGCAUCGAUCUGCGGGACCGUCCCCCCAAAAAACACUGCCAGCAUUUAUGGUAUGCGUAUCGUUUUUAGAAUGUCGUCGUUUUGGGGGCCACAGCAGACAGCGGGGCAUGCCCGGAGCCACAGUGCUUUCUGAAGUCAUUUUAGCCACCGAGUAAGAAAAGGUUAGCCCCCCGCCCCCCGAGGCUUGUGCAGCGGAGGGGAGCCAACAGGCCCUGGCUAAGCAGCGGGCUGGAGUACACGCUGUAGCCGCAGGAGCCGCGCGGGCAAUUGACAAGAAUACUCCUGGCAAGUUCAAAGCGCCCGCCUCAGACAACCCCGCUAACGCGCGGGAGUAGCCUUCAAGAUGGAACAAAAGGCCGGCUCGUUUCAGAUGUGACCGCUCCCACGAGCAGCCGAGGGCUUCACAGCAUCGCCCGGACCGAAAAACAAACCCUCGGAAGACAAGGCAUGAUGGACCGAGCAGGAAGCAUCCAACUGGAGAUCCCUGACUUCAGUAACUCCGUGCUGUCCCAUCUGAACCAGCUGCGGAUGCAAGGACGUCUUUGCGACAUUGUGGUCAAUGUGCAGGGGCAGAGCUUCCGUGCUCAUAAGGUGGUGCUGGCGGCCAGUUCCCCCUACUUCCGAGACCACAUGUCCUUGAGUGAGAUGAGCACCGUGUCCAUUUCUGUCAUCCGCAAUCCCUCGGUCUUUGAGCAGCUUCUGUCCUUCUGCUACACCGGCCGCUUGUGCCUGCAACUUGCCGACAUCAUCAGCUAUUUGACGGCCGCCAGCUUCUUGCAGAUGCAGCACAUCAUUGACAAAUGCACUCAGAUUCUGGAGAGCAUCCACUUCAAGAUCAGCCUGGCCGACGUAGAGGCCGAGCUAAACCAAGGAGGCCGAGGCAAGCACCAGGAAAGGCCCGCCGAGAUCAGCCGAAGCACUGGCGGUAUGGCGCGCUCCAUGAGCCCCCGGCACAGCAGCCCGAGAGCUGGCCGACGCUGUGGCGGAGUGAUUGAUGUCCGGGAGGUGAGUCCGCCAGGUGAGUCGAUGAGCCCGCAGAUUAUCGAGCACAGUUCAGAGAGCAUCGGCAAGGAACCGAUCCUGAGGAUCAACCGAGCUGGUCAGUGGUACGUGGAGACGGGCCUGGAAUCGGACCGGGCGAGCGGUCGCAGCGGAGCGAUGGAUGACGACGUGCAAGUGGUUGAUGGGCUGCGGAUCAAGACGGAGCGACUGGAGGAGUGGAUCGGGGCAGAGACGCAGGCUUCAGGAGAGGAGGGAAGCAGUGCGGAGGAGGUGACGGCCAUGGUGAUUGACACCACGGGUCACGGCUCACUGGCACAGGAGAGCUUUAGCGUGGCUUCGGGAGCCAAGGGCUCCCAGCCGUCGAGUAGCCUCAGCGAGAUUGACAGGUUUAGCCCAACGGGAAGUGUCGUGGUGAUGGCGGAGCGCCAACGAGCAAAGAGCGAGUCUCCUGGCAGAGUGGAUGAUCAGCGGCACCCAACCUCGCAGGGAGAAGAGCAGACCGUGUUCGACAUGGGGGGCUACGAGGAGUACCUACGUGAACAGGUCGGGGACCGAUGGUUUCGUUACAAUCCAAGGCUCACCUGCAUCUACUGCUGCAAGUCCUUCAACCAGAAGGGCAGCCUGGACCGCCACAUGCGCCUGCACAUGGGAAUCACCCCGUUUGUGUGUCGGAUUUGUGGAAAGAAGUACACGCGGAAGGACCAGCUGGAGUACCACAUCCGCAAGCACACCGGCAACAAGCCCUUCCACUGCCACGUCUGCGGCAAGAGCUUCCCCUUCCAGGCCAUUCUGAACCAGCACUUCCGCAAAAACCACCCCGGGUGCGCCCCUCAGGAGGUGUCACACAGCGCCUCUCCGGAGACCACCGUCACCUCCCGGGGCCACAACGAAGACGAGUCACCGUCCCAGGAGGAAGGGGCUUCGGCCGCCUACGGCGAAACGGUGCAGCCAUCCGUCUCGACCACGGGGCCGGAUUGACAACGGGCUCUCGGCUGGGUGUGUCUCUUUUCUGCUACCUCGUUUCCAUAUGCACGAUUUGCGAGGGGAGUCGGGCCCACCAGAGUCCAAGAAGUUACCUCACCUCUCGAGUGGAAGUGAAAAACAAAAGAAAAAGAAAUGAGAAGUGCGCUUGAGAACGAACAUCCAGGAGCCCCCGCUGAACGUAGCGACCCCUCUGCCAUACGCUUGUGUCUUUAGUGGGUUUUUACAUCUCAAAGUGAACUCCUCCUUGACAAUUUGAGGGUCUGACGCACUCGAGGCGGACAUCGUCACCCCCCCCCCAGUACCUUCACACCUACGUGACGU